Messenger RNA from Raphanus sativus (radish), 2377 nucleotides. Its product is annotated as MLP-like protein 31. The coding region runs from base 70 to 546 and encodes 158 amino acids. NCBI's taxonomy places the organism in Eukaryota, Viridiplantae, Streptophyta, Magnoliopsida, Brassicales, Brassicaceae. The record is from RefSeq and is a predicted model, not a curated record. The transcript is spliced from 2 exons. Gene Ontology annotation, biological process: defense response.
UAAGGAAAUCAAAAAGAUAACUCACUCCUCUCUAAAAAUCCUGACAUUUUCCUAAAGUAAGCAAAAAUCAUGGCAGAAGCUACUACUUUGGUGGGAAAGCUUGAGGCAGAUGUGGAGAUCAAAGCUUCUGCUGGAAAGUUCCAUCACAUGUUCGCAGGAAGACAAGGCGAAUGGCUUAAAGCAACUCCAGGCAAGAUCAAGAGUUGUGAGUUACUAGAAGGCGACUGGGGCAAACUCGGUUCAGUGGUCAUGUGGAACUACGUUCAUGAUGGAGAGUCAGCAAUGACCAAGAAGAGAGUCGAGGCAGUGGAUCCGGAGAAGAACCUGAUCAAGUUCAGAAUUGUAGAAGGUGAUGUGAUGAAAGAUUUCAAGAGUUUUGUGUCCACAAUCCAAGUGAUCCCUAAGAAUGGAGAGCCUGGUAGUGUUGCGAAAUGGCAGAUGGAGUACGAGAAAAUAAGCGAAGAUGCUGGUCACCCUGAAACUAUCCUCCAGCUUGCUGUUGAAAUUUCAAAAGAUAUCGAUGAAUAUCUAUUGGCAGAAGAAUAGACGGUUACUCUUCGUGUGUGUGUUGUGUGAGUCUUUAAGUCUUUAAAGCUGCAAUAAAUAAUGUGCAAUAAAUAAUGUGCAAUAAAUAAUGCAAUCUUUGAAGAACGGAAAAGACCUUUCUCUCUCAUCUCAUCUGCUUUCUCUCCCGACUUCUCAUUAUCAGAUAAGCUUUUGGGUCCGACGUCUCCGGCGCGUGCGAGCGCGUUCUCCGGCGUCGGCUCCCCCUUCCUCCUCCCUUUACUCUUUUCUCUUUGCUCGUCCGGGAUCUAUCCCUCUCUGCUGCUUUGCUUUUGGUUCUGGCUCCGGAGGUUCCUUUGGGUUAGGCUCCGCUCGAGAGGAUGCUUGGCCUGUCGUGAGCUUGCUGGUGUUUGGAGUUGUGGCGCAGUGGGUGUUGGGUUGGGUCUUGGAGGAGUCGGAUUUUAGGGACAGUCAAGUGGAUCUUUGCCCUUGCGAGACGACAGUUCGACGAGGAGGUUUUCGAGGCUUCGUUUUUCAGAUCUGGUUGUAGAUCCGGUGGUCUACUUAUCCUUGGUUUGUGGCGGAGUGGUGGUGGUCGUGAGACUCUGUCUUGUUCUCGGUGUCGAGGAAGGACAAGCCUCGUGUGACCUUUGCCGUGGGUGUUUUGGAGGUUGGUCUACUCGAAAGCGGGCUUAGCCGGCGGUGUUGGCGCGUGUUAGCCCCUCCGGUGGUGGUCCGUAGUGGUUCGGAUUGUCGCGGUGUCGGUGAGGUCGUCAAUGGCCUAUCUGAGGCGACAUUUCGAGUCCUCACCCAUUCCUCUUUCCUCUUCCGGUUCCUUGUCUCCAGUCAUGCCGUAGAAGCUCGUCGACAAGCUUCUCGGUGUUUAAGCUCUUGUCUUUCAUUGUUUGUUCGGAGUCGUUGUCACCGGCUCUGUUUCCUGUCCGCAAGAGGUUUCCGUUCUCCGGUUCUCGGAGGCGGCGUUGGGCUUGGCAUUAGAGGCUCGCGUGGUUUGUGGGUUUUCUUUUGCUUUGGUGACUCCUAAUGGUGAUUCAACGCAUCCCGAUGCUUCAGCCUUCCCUUGGCGGGUUCGAAGUAGUGUUGUUUCAGUUUCUUUUGCAGGUUCAGAGCUUUAUUGGUUUCAGGGUGUUACGGUAGUCUCGUCCCGUCUUUUUGCUCUCCGAUUUGGGCUUCUUAGACCUUUGGGUCUUUUAGGCUUAGUUCGGUUAUGGCGCUUGUGGGGUUGUACAGCGGGAUUGGAGCAUUUUUCCGAUGGUAUGUCUUCCACUCCCUUCUUCAUUAGCGUUAUGUGCUUCACGGUGGUGACGAUUAUAAGCUUCGGCGAGUUCAUCGAAACCUAGCUACUCCAGAAACGACGCGGGGACUCCCGGCAUCCUCGGUAACGAGGAGAACCUCACUUCUUCGUGGUUUUCGUUAAUGGUUGAGAACAGGAUUCGAUUUCUAGGUUUAUUAAAAACACUCUAGCGGAAUGUGCCGGGUUUAGUGGGUGGGCGAAGCUAGUUGUUGUAAUAUAUAGGCAUGGAAGCUUUUGUUCGAGUCGAGUUUGUAAUCGAAACUAAAUCCCGUUUUUACGGAUGAUUAUAAUAUAUUUUUAUUAAAAAAAAAAAAAAAAAAAAAAAAAAAAAAAAAAAUAAUGUGCAAUGUCCGACUUUGGGUACGAGGUAUAUGUAUAAUAAUGUGUGUGUCGACUAAUGCGUGUAUGUAUAAUAUUACGGCCGAGUUAUGUUUGAAGUUCUUAGUUUGAAUCGACGUGUAAUAAAAGCAAUUAAAGCUGCCUACAAGACUGUUUUAAGUUUAUGUUUGCUUGUAUUUGAUGUACUUUGUUAAUAAUAAAGGACAUUUGGUACAUUAAUAA